AUGUCACGAAGACUUCCGGCUUGCAACCCAUGUCAGUCGUCAAAACUGUCAUGCGAUCACGCGAAACCCAUAUGUUCGCGAUGCAGGAACAGGGAUAUGGUUGAUAGGUGCUCAUAUCGAGAUCGACCCUUCAAGAAGAGAAAAGCACAAGCUUUACUUGACAACACGCAUGCAGUACCGCAGAGUGUCUCAAGGAAGUCGCGCCGUUACCCCAAUCCUGGAUACCUUGGAUCAUCUAGCCACACUACCCUCUUUGAUCAUCUUUCCGGCAACGAUCAGCGCCAUGUGACGACCAAUUCCCAGGAAGACAUGAACGAUGAUCCCAGUGCCCUCGGUUGCGCUGUGACUGAUGAUCGGCUUGAACAAGGCGCAGCAUUCAUUAUCCACGUCCGUGCUUCCGCACGACUUUUGGCCUGGAAGUCUCUUAUCCAUGCAUGGGUGAGUGAAGGCAUCAACCUACCCGUUGCUGAGCCCUUUACCAUAUCUUGCGCAACUGUAGCCUGCUUUACCAUUAACCAAUGCGGCAAUGAGGUUGCGGAAAGCCCUGGAAGCCUCCAGGCUCCCGCAAGAACGUCGAGACAGCUCUUCACACAGUCUUGUAAGCCCCUAAAGAUGGCUGCUGGCGACACGAUUGAGGACUUCUGCGAGCUCUUUUGUAGGAAUGCUGCUCGCUGGGAGACGCUUGGUAUAUUCUUUACAGCCGUUUCGCGUGCGACCAUCGACAUCACACAUUUCGACAGUUUAUACAGCUCGGAGCAGGAGCGUCGAGCCCUUCGUAAACUUGCGAUGCGGUUUUCGGAUACCUGCCUUGAUAUCGCACUCUCACUGGACUGCUUAAACGACUUACAGCUUGUUUUGCAGUACGAGAACUUCAUUUUGCAUUCACUAGUAGACGGAGAUCAGAGCUACCAUUCCUGGCGCAAACUGGGAGAUGUCGUCAGUUCACUGUUCGCUUUAGGCUACCAUGAACAGCUCGGAAGCGCCUCGGUUACGCCACUUUUCUUGCGAGAACUUCGAUUUGUAUCGUUCAGCCGAACCUACUCUGCUGACAAAAACUGCUCAAUUUUCCUUGGCAGACCACCGCGCAUGCUCAAGCGUUAUUGUCCAACGGCUGACCUGCCCGAGACAUGGGAAACGGGCGAACGUUUUACCUAUCGGGCAGACACUCGUGUUCACAGCAUUUGCGCUUCAUUGAAGGAGGAUGUCCUAGAUCUGCAAAAGGAGGACCAAAUAAUAAGGAUACAGAAAGCGAACCAUAUACGAGACGCCACUGAAAUGCAAUGGGCAGCAAUCCCGACAGCUCUCAGGCUCGACAGACCACUAUCCUCCUACAAUCAACGUCAUGUAGAGGUUGACUUUUUGGUCAGCGCGAAGCUGAACUUUGCGCAUGUCAAGUUCCUUCUAGAGCUUACUAUAACGCCUCGUGUUUCGAACCCCGGCAUCGAGCUACUUCGUACAUCGGCAGAUAUGCUCAGCCUGGUUGUGGAAGCAAUCGUGCUCAAACAACGUUUGGCGAACUCCGGAACAUCACUGGUAUGGAAGGUUGCUUAUUACGGGCUUGCUGCAGCAGGUGUUCUCUGCCUGGCAUUGCUCUACAGCACGUUCGACCGCGCUGCACCAGACGCGACACCCUCCAAAUCCAUUCGCGAUCUGAGUGUGCUUGUUGCUGAGAUUGAGACGGGCGCUUUGCUUCAGCCAGAAGACCCCAACUAUGCACUGCUAUCUGGUGCUGCUCGUACCAUCAAGAACCUUCUGGAUCGUUUGAUCACUAACAAAUUCACCGCUCAAGCGGACACACAGCCACUCAUCGAUGUUUUGGCGCAACCUCCACUUCGAUAUAGCGACGAUGAACUGAUUACCUGGGACACACAUGGGUUGCAGGACUUCGACCCAGAAUUCUGGUUGAACCUAUCCGAACAUCCCUUCUUAAUGACCUCUGAGAGCGGGAUGUUGCAAUGA
This is a messenger RNA of Macroventuria anomochaeta, 1959 nucleotides long. RefSeq lists its product as uncharacterized. The record is from RefSeq and is a predicted model, not a curated record. Gene Ontology annotation, biological process: regulation of DNA-templated transcription. The transcript has 5 exons. Lineage: Eukaryota; Fungi; Ascomycota; Dothideomycetes; Pleosporales; Didymellaceae. The coding region runs from base 1 to 1959 and encodes 652 amino acids. Gene Ontology annotation, molecular function: zinc ion binding; DNA-binding transcription factor activity, RNA polymerase II-specific.